AUGAAAUUCCUACAGUGGUUGGGAUCUUUAGCGCAUUUGGUCUUGUCUUCUCUGUCUCCCUUUUUGCUUGGAUCUGCUGUCAACGUAAAUCUUCCAAAUCCAACAAGACCCCUCCAUAUAAGUUUGUCCAUGUUCUGAAGGGGGUUGAUAUUUACCCUGAGAAUCUCAACAGUAAGAAGAAAUUUGGAGCAGAUGAUAAAAGUGAAGCAAAGAACAAAUCAGCAAUGCCAAAGAAUUCUCUCCAUCUUGACCUAGAGAAGAGAGAUCUAAAUGGCAACUUUCCCAAAACAACGCCCAAAAUCCAGAGCUCUCCAGACCAUGAAAAUUCAUCUCCUAAACACUUUGCAGAAAGGAAGAAAGAUUCAGUAUCCCCUGAAAGUUUAAAAUCCAUCACUUCCCUUUCAUCUGAAGAUAAACAAGAGAAGCUAGGAACUCUUUUCUUCUCCUUAGAGUACAACUUUGAGAAAAAAGCAUUUGUAGUGAACAUCAAAGAAGCACGUGGGCUGCCAGCAAUGGAUGAACAGUCAAUGACUUCUGAUCCCUACAUCAAAAUGACAAUCCUGCCUGAGAAAAAGCACAAGGUGAAAACCAGAGUGUUGAGAAAAACCUUAGAUCCAGCUUUCGAUGAGACCUUCACAUUUUAUGGAAUCCCCUAUAGCCAAAUUCAAGACUUAACACUUCACUUUACAAUCCUGAGCUUUGACAGGUUUUCCAGAGAUGAUGUCAUUGGAGAAGUCCUCAUUCCCCUCGCAGGAACUGAACUGUCAGAAGGAAGGCUGCUAAUGGACAGAGAGAUCAUCAAAAGAAAUGUUAGGAAAUCAUCUGGACGUGGAGAAUUACUGAUCUCUCUCUGCUAUCAGUCUACAACAAACACGCUCACUGUGGUUGUUUUAAAAGCCAGGCAUCUACCUCAAUCUGAUGUGUCAGGAUUAUCAGACCCUUAUGUCAAAGUGAACCUGUACCAUGCUAAGAAGAGAAUUUCUAAAAAGAAAACCCAUGUGAAGAAAUGCACCCCCAAUGCAGUGUUCAAUGAAUUGUUUGUCUUUGACAUUCCUUGUGAGGGCCUUGAUGAUAUCAGCAUUGAAUUUUUGGUUUUAGAUUCAGACAGGGGAUCAAGGAAUGAGGUCAUUGGCCGGUUAACCUUGGGAUCUUCAGCAGAAGGAACAGGUGGAGAGCACUGGAAAGAAAUCUGUGAAUAUCCUAGGAGACAAAUUGCCAAAUGGCAUAUGUUGUGUGAUGGUUAGCAGCUUAGAGGGGUUGGAACUUUAAAAACUAUAUAUAUUUCCAUAGGCAAGGAGCAGUUUUCUUUCUUUGCUAUGUAUAAUUACA
This is a messenger RNA of Mesitornis unicolor (brown roatelo), 1329 nucleotides long. RefSeq names its product synaptotagmin IV (gene SYT4). Gene Ontology annotation, cellular component: membrane; synapse; axon. Lineage: Eukaryota; Metazoa; Chordata; Aves; Mesitornithiformes; Mesitornithidae. The transcript has 3 exons. The annotation marks the transcript as partial. Gene Ontology annotation, biological process: cellular response to calcium ion; regulation of dopamine secretion; vesicle fusion. Gene Ontology annotation, molecular function: phosphatidylserine binding; calcium ion binding; SNARE binding. The record is from RefSeq and is a predicted model, not a curated record.